GGAGCGGCGAGUGGGUGGAGUCGGUGCGGGUCUCGGCCGGUCGGAGCGAGUCAGGAUCUGAGGCCGAAGCAGCGGGACCGGCGGAGGAGGAAGGCAGGGCCGGGAGGCCGCUCGUCUCCGCCGGGUGCUCCCAGCCGCCGCCAUGGGCAUUAAAUUUUUAGAAGUUAUAAAACCUUUCUGUGCAGUUUUACCAGAAAUUCAGAAACCAGAAAGGAAGAUUCAGUUUAGAGAGAAGGUAUUAUGGACUGCUAUAACCUUGUUCCUUUUCUUAGUAUGUUGUCAGAUACCGCUGUUUGGAAUUAUGUCAUCAGACUCCGCAGAUCCUUUCUACUGGAUGAGAGUUAUUCUUGCUUCUAACAGAGGAACUUUAAUGGAAUUGGGUAUCUCUCCAAUCGUAACAUCUGGUUUGAUCAUGCAGUUGUUAGCUGGAGCUAAAAUCAUUGAAGUUGGAGAUACACCAAAAGACCGAGCUCUGUUCAAUGGAGCCCAGAAAUUAUUUGGUAUGAUUAUAACUAUUGGGCAAGCCAUUGUGUAUGUCAUGACUGGAAUGUAUGGAGAUCCUGCUGAAAUGGGUGCUGGAAUCUGUCUACUUAUAAUCAUUCAGUUGUUUGUUGCUGGUUUGAUUGUGCUGCUGUUAGAUGAGCUGCUACAGAAGGGUUACGGCUUGGGGUCUGGUAUUUCCCUCUUUAUUGCCACCAACAUCUGUGAAACCAUUGUCUGGAAGGCCUUUAGCCCCACUACCAUUAACACUGGCAGAGGCACUGAGUUUGAGGGUGCGGUCAUUGCUCUGUUUCACUUGUUGGCCACCAGAACAGACAAAGUCCGUGCUUUAAGGGAAGCUUUCUAUCGUCAGAAUUUGCCUAAUCUCAUGAACCUCAUCGCUACAGUUUUUGUGUUUGCUGUCGUUAUAUAUUUUCAAGGAUUUCGUGUUGACUUACCCAUCAAGUCUGCUCGAUAUCGUGGACAGUACAGUAGCUAUCCCAUCAAGCUCUUCUAUACCUCCAACAUUCCCAUCAUUCUUCAGUCUGCCUUGGUUUCUAACUUAUAUGUUAUAUCCCAGAUGUUGUCUGUUCGGUUCAGUGGCAACUUCCUAGUUAAUUUAUUAGGACAAUGGGCUGAUGUCAGUGGAGGAGGUCCUGCUCGCUCCUACCCAGUCGGAGGCCUUUGCUAUUAUCUUUCUCCCCCAGAGUCUAUGGGUGCCAUAUUUGAAGACCCUGUCCAUGUGGUUGUUUAUAUCAUCUUUAUGCUGGGAUCUUGUGCAUUUUUCUCUAAGACAUGGAUAGAGGUUUCUGGCUCCUCAGCCAAAGAUGUAGCAAAGCAACUUAAAGAACAGCAAAUGGUGAUGAGAGGUCACCGAGACACCUCUAUGGUUCAUGAACUUAAUAGGUACAUCCCCACAGCAGCUGCCUUUGGUGGUUUGUGCAUUGGUGCCCUCUCAGUGUUAGCCGACUUCCUGGGGGCUAUUGGUUCGGGCACUGGAAUUCUACUUGCAGUCACAAUUAUUUAUCAGUAUUUUGAAAUAUUUGUUAAGGAGCAGGCUGAAGUUGGAGGAGUUGGUGCUUUGUUUUUCUAAAUGUUCGACUAUUUCAUUAUUCAUGUGAAAGGGAAAAUAUUUUGAAACAUCAUUUUGGUCCGAUAAUGCUGUGGCUUCCCCCUCCGCCAUCUUGUUUUAAAGUGCUAACUGCCCCAUUUCUCUAAUGGGUGAUGAGCUAUGCCUGUGAGCAGCAUUAGUACCAGCUGCCUUAAAACUAAAGUUUACAUUAUUUGUUCAAAAUAUAGCUAUCUUAUCUAUCUAAUGUUCCCUAUAUUGCUGGAAACCAGUGUAUCUACCUUGCUGUUUUGAACCACUAUGGUGAAAGGUAUCAGUUUGAUAUUGGUAGACACUUUUGCAUACAAAACUCAAGAAUAGUAAAUAUUUCCCCAACUUGUGUUUUCAAAUAAAUGCAGUUCAAAUUGCCACUUUCCAGUACUUUUGAGCUUAUUUAAUGAGUUCCUGAAUACAUUUAUAUCUAAUCUAUAUAUUUAGAUGAAUUACUUUUUAUACUUUUUUAACUCACAGUAUCCACCUCACUUCCCUUCUUCUCCGUAUCUUCUUCCCCAUCCACAUAUUUCCCCCUUCCCCUUUUAAUUGGCAUGGUUUAUUUUGUUUUGUUUUUUGGUGCCUGUCAAGAAAGCUACUUCUCAGCUCUGAAAGUGGAAAACAAAAUAAGCCACAAACAUAUUCCUGUCAUUUUAAGCAACUGAGCCCAGUGUUUCCUCUUAGUAUAUAUCCCUCCUCAGUUUUGAUUCUUCCUGCUCUUUUCAAUGACAGUCUGUACUGUCUGUGUUGUUGACCAUGCCUUAUUUCAUUAAGUCACUUGAGAAAACUCUCAAGAUACUAAGCCCUAAUUUUUCUUGUUUGUUUUAAGCUCCCAAAGGAAAGAUAACAGUAUUUGAAGUUCAGGUGGUAGAGGGAGGAGAGAGGUGGAAAAUGAGUAAUUCAUGCUAAGAAUUUAUGUAUGUUGUUGCACUUUAUAGCAGCGACAUAAAUGUAAACAUUAGACAAUAAACUUUUAUUUAAUAAACCUGACUCAUUUUUUUAAGAAAAGAAAAUAUAAAGAAUUCUUGUGGUAAAUUUUCUGAAAUAACAUGUAGGAUUGUGUGCUUCUGAGUUUAUGCUGAAAGGCUAAAGUAAGCAAAAACCAAGUUAUACUUAGUAUUUUAAUUUUGAAAUGCUGAAAAGGAAGGUGAUUAAACUUAAAGGAAGUUCAAGUUUAUGUGAUGAAAAUAUGAAAGGUGAAGGAAAAUAGUGUCACAAAACAGUAUUUGCUGUUUUUGGCUAAUCAGCAAGUGCCAUGCCCAUAGUCAGUGCUUUAUAAAUAUUUGUUGAUCUUUUAAUUUUUUUAUUUUUUGCACAGGGCAAUGAGGGUUAAGUGACUUGCCUAGGGUCACACAGCUAGUAAGUAUCAAGUGUCUGAGGCCAGAUUUGAACUCAGGUCCUUCUGAAUCCAGGGCCAGUGCUUUAUCCACCGUGCCACCUAGCUACCCCCCAAUAUUUGUUGAUCUUGAUAUGAAACAGUUCUAAGGUUUAAGAUUAAACUCUUUUUUUCCAAAAAUCACGUGUUGGUUGUUUUUCAGAGCCCUGCUUUGUUUUACCCUUACAAAGUAUGCAGGAUAGGGAAUAUAUUAUUAUUUAUAUUGGCCUUGUAUUUAGUUAGCAACAAGAGCAGCAUUUUUAUUAUAAUAUAGUUACUAUUUUAUUUAAGAACAAAAAACAAUUUGUUCCAGUGACACUUCUAACAAAUU
Messenger RNA from Dromiciops gliroides (monito del monte), 3285 nucleotides. RefSeq names its product SEC61 translocon subunit alpha 2 (gene SEC61A2). Gene Ontology annotation, biological process: SRP-dependent cotranslational protein targeting to membrane, translocation; post-translational protein targeting to membrane, translocation. Gene Ontology annotation, cellular component: Sec61 translocon complex; membrane. Gene Ontology annotation, molecular function: ribosome binding; signal sequence receptor activity; transmembrane protein transporter activity. NCBI's taxonomy places the organism in Eukaryota, Metazoa, Chordata, Mammalia, Microbiotheria, Microbiotheriidae. The record is from RefSeq and is a predicted model, not a curated record. The transcript has 12 exons. The coding region runs from base 143 to 1573 and encodes 476 amino acids.